Purpureocillium takamizusanense is the source of this 685-nucleotide messenger RNA. RefSeq lists its product as uncharacterized. The transcript has a single exon. The coding region runs from base 220 to 612 and encodes 130 amino acids. The record is from RefSeq and is a predicted model, not a curated record. NCBI's taxonomy places the organism in Eukaryota, Fungi, Ascomycota, Sordariomycetes, Hypocreales, Ophiocordycipitaceae.
CCACCUUGACACUUGACCCGGUUGGCGUAAACCAACAAGCUGACGUUGCAUCUGCGCGGGCAACUGUGACCUGCAUGUCACCUCGCAAAGAGCAAAAGCUGACUGGGCGCUGUGGAAUGCCUCACAAAUAACGCUCGCCGCCCUGAGGCACCCCCGUCAUUGGUUCCAACAACAGAAGCCUUUCGAAUCUCGCCUGCAGCUCUAUCUAGGUGUCACACAAUGAGUUCCCACAUCACCAAUGCGGGGCUCGUAGCCAUGGCUGGACGUCGCCUCCAGCCAUCGGUUGCUCGCGCGGCCCCCCGCCUCAGCCCAUUCUCGCUGGCGACUGCCCAUCCUCGCGUCUGCAGAACCUCCAGGCCCUUCUGCACCUCCGUGCCGCUACGGAGCAAACACGACCAGCACCAGUCACAGCCUGUUCAGGACCGACAACAUGAAGGCGGAAACCCUGAGCUACCUUCCUUCAGCCUCAACGGUCUCGGUGCCAGCAAAGGAGUCAAGACUGCCAUCAUCAUCAUACUUGGCAUUUUCGGGACUAUGGAAACGUGGAUGUGGUGCAAGUGGGCUUGGAAUUGGUGGAAGGGAUCGGAUAGCCAGAAACAAGCUGCGCAAUGAUGAAUCGGGUAUUAUGGCUUUCGUACAUGUAUUUUCUUAGUAAAUUUGUAGACUUCUCCAACGAAGAGUUACG